Gilbertella persicaria is the source of this 561-nucleotide messenger RNA. RefSeq lists its product as uncharacterized. Gene Ontology annotation, cellular component: nucleolar ribonuclease P complex. The record is from RefSeq and is a predicted model, not a curated record. Lineage: Eukaryota; Fungi; Mucoromycota; Mucoromycetes; Mucorales; Choanephoraceae. Gene Ontology annotation, biological process: tRNA processing. The transcript is spliced from 3 exons. Bases 14 to 469 code for a protein of 151 amino acids.
UUUUUUUUCACUUAUGGCAAAAAAAGACAAAAAGACAGGUGUUAACCCAAAGAACACACAGAUAUUUGAACGCCUUAGUUUCCUGCAUCAAGCAGCUACUCUUAUGACAACCAUUCAAUAUGAUACCCAAUUAAAAUCAACUUCAAAAAAACCUAUCAAAGAUUGGCAAGGUGAUCCACCAGGCACUUUGUAUGGCACUUCAAGAUAUUUGAAUCAUAAUAUGAAACAAAUCACAUCUCGUCUUGUUCUUCGACUAGACCCGAGCAUCAAACGAACUGUCUGUAAACGAUGUGAUACUUCUUUAUUACCCUAUCUUACAUCAAAAAGCCGUAUUCAUUCUAAACCAGUGCCGUCUGUUAUUCAAACAUGUAAAAUAUGCAAAGCAAAAAAGAGAUUUACUUCACAGAACCCAAAUUAUGAACUAUUUAAUCAAAGAUCUGAUGUGGUUGUUGCUGAAGCAGAACAAUAAACCAAAACUUAUGCGCUCUGUCAUCAUGAUUUAAAAUAUAUAUAAAAAAAAAAUUUAUAAUAAAAUUCGUCAUUUUAUUAUUUUUCCUUUUC